UCCGUAUAGAGCUGGCAGCCAGAGCCGCUCGUAGAUAUCAUUCAUUUGUGAGGCAGUGCUGUGUGACAGUGUAUUCGUGGCGCGUAGUUUAUUCCGUUUAUACUACUGAAUCUGCGUAUUCUUCGCCAUGGGUAUGAGGAGCAAUACCAGUAAUAAGAUUCGUGAACAAUGCAAAGAGCUGAUGCUGUCAGAUCACCAAAUCCACCAGAUCAUGGACAGACUACUGGAAGAUAUAAAGUUGGGGCUAGGAAAGGAGACCCACGCGAAGGCCAUUGUGAAGUGUUUCGUGACAUACGUUCAGGACUUGCCCAAUGGGAAAGAACAAGGGAAGUUCUUGGCACUUGAUCUGGGAGGUACAAACUUCAGAGUGCUUAUUAUAGAACUAGAGGGAGAAAAGUUUCACAUGGAUUCUAAAAUAUACGCCAUUCCUCAGAGUAUUAUGCUUGGAACAGGUGUACAGCUGUUUGACCACAUUGCUGAAUGUUUGGCAAACUUCAUAAAAGAGCAUCAGAUGGCCCAUUUAAGAUUACCGCUGGGAUUCACCUUCAGUUUUCCACUCACUCAGAAGGGUUUGACAAAGGGAUACCUAGAAAGGUGGACCAAAGGGUUCAACUGCAGUGGUUGUGUUGGUGAAGAUGUGGUUCAGUUGUUGAAAGAUGCUCUAGCAAGGAGAAAUGAUGUGCAGAUUGAUGUUUGUGGUAUACUCAACGACACAACGGGAACGUUAAUGUCAUGUGCAUGGAAAAACCACAACUGCAGGAUAGGGCUCAUCGUUGGUACUGGAAGCAAUGCAUGUUAUGUAGAGAAAGUGGAAAAUGCAGAAUUAUUUGAUGGUGACAAAUCUAAGCCUUAUGUAGUCAUAAACACAGAAUGGGGAGCAUUUGGAGAUAAUGGAAGGCUUGAUAUUGUGCGUACUGAGUAUGACCGAGAGAUCGACCAGUACUCCAUAAAUAAAGGAAAGCAGUUGUUUGAGAAAAUGAUCUCUGGAAUGUACAUGGGAGAGCUUGUAAGGCUGGCACUUGUAAAAUUUACAAAGAGUAAUCUCUUAUUUGGAGGCAGAGGCUCCGACCUGCUCUUCAAGAGGGGAAAUUUCUUCACAAAAUACGUAUCUGAAAUAGAAAGUGACAAGAGGGGAAGUUACACAAAUUGCCGGCAAGUGCUGGAAGAACUUGGCCUUAACCAUGCAACAGACCAAGACUGCAGUAAUGUGAGGUUUAUUUGUGAGUGUGUUUCACGGAGAGCAGCACAUUUGGUAUCUGCUGGUGUUGCAACACUCCUAAACAGAAUGGACGAGGAAAAUGUUACAGUGGGCAUUGACGGCUCAGUCUAUCGUUUCCACCCUCGUUUCCAUGACCUUAUGGUUGAAAAAAUUUCUGAGCUUGUCAAACCAGGCAUUAAGUUUGAUCUGAUGCUGUCGCAUGAUGGUAGUGGCCGAGGAGCUGCACUAGUAGCAGCUGUAGCAACUAGGGAACGGUGAAUUUAAUGCUGGAGACCUUUAGGUGCAGUUGUAUAUAUUAGACAAUUUUGGGUUCCUAUAGCAUGUUGAAGCUGCAGAAGUACUGUACGA
This is a messenger RNA of Schistocerca americana (American grasshopper), 1567 nucleotides long. It is a transcript of the gene Hex-A, whose product is annotated as hexokinase type 2. The coding region runs from base 128 to 1477 and encodes 449 amino acids. Gene Ontology annotation, cellular component: mitochondrion; cytosol. Lineage: Eukaryota; Metazoa; Arthropoda; Insecta; Orthoptera; Acrididae. Gene Ontology annotation, biological process: glycolytic process; glucose 6-phosphate metabolic process; intracellular glucose homeostasis. The transcript has 9 exons. Gene Ontology annotation, molecular function: D-glucose binding; glucokinase activity; ATP binding. The record is from RefSeq and is a predicted model, not a curated record.